Messenger RNA from Nerophis lumbriciformis (worm pipefish), 7158 nucleotides. The record is from RefSeq and is a predicted model, not a curated record. NCBI's taxonomy places the organism in Eukaryota, Metazoa, Chordata, Actinopteri, Syngnathiformes, Syngnathidae.
AUGUCCAGCAGCUCCGGCUACCCCCCUAACCAGGGGACCUUCAGCACUGAGCAGAGCCGCUACCCAUCCCAUUCGGUCCAGUACACAUUUAGCGGCACGCGACACCACCAGGACUUCACCGUCCCAGAUUAUCGAACUCACAUCCAGGAUCAGCAGGGUCGAAGAAGACCAUCGUUACUUUCUGAGUUCCACCCUGGGACUGAAAGGCCUCCAGAGAGGCGGCAUGGUUACGAACAACAGUUCCACUCCAUCACUACUCAGGCUGAACAUGAAGCACUGGAGACUAAGCGGCCACGCAUGGAGUCUAUUGCUGAGGCCCACAUUACCCGCACCUCUUCUUCUGGUGGGGGUAUUCCCUUACCCAUGCACCAUACUUUGCAGGAUAGCCUCAGAGCCACUGUGGAGGUCAAAAAGGAGUCGCCGUUUACUGUGAAAGUGGAAUGUCCUUCCCCAGGAGGACCAACGUUGCACCUUGGGGAAGAGCAUGACACGUCUCCCUCCAAGCUAUCCAAGGAGGAGCUGAUUCAGAGUAUGGACCGUGUGGAUAGAGAGAUUGCUAAAGUGGAGCAGCAGAUUUUCAAGCUGAAAAAAAAGCAACAACAACUAGAGGAGGAAGCAGCAAAGCCAGUUGAGCCAGAAAAGCCAGUGACCCCUCCCCCAGUGGAACACAAGCACCGGAGCAUCGUCCAAAUCAUUUAUGAUGAGAACAGGAAAAAAGCUGAAGAGGCACAUAAAAUCCUAGAAGGUCUUGGCCCCAAAGUUGAGCUGCCCCUGUACAAUCAACCAUCAGACACAAAAGUUUACCACGACAACAUUAAAACCAAUCAAGUCAUGAGGAAGAAGCUGAUUCUGUUUUUUAAGAGGAGGAACCAUGCUCGUAAACAAAGAGAACAGAAGAUCUGCCAACGCUAUGACCAGCUGAUGGAAGCUUGGGAGAAAAAGGUGGAGCGCAUGGAGAACAACCCGAGGCGCAAAGCAAAGGAGAGCAGAACACGAGAGUAUUAUGAAAGGCAAUUCCCUGAGAUCCGGAAGCAGAGAGAGCAGCAGGAGCGCUUCCAGAGGGUUGGCCAGAGAGGAACAGGUCUCUCUGCAACAAUUGCGAGAAGCGAGCAUGAGAUUUCUGAAAUCAUUGAUGGUCUUUCUGAACAGGAGAAUAAUGAAAAACAGAUGAGACAGCUAUCAGUCAUCCCUCCCAUGAUGUAUGACUCAGAGCAGAGGCGAGUAAAGUUCAUCAACAUGAACGGGUUGAUGGAUGACCCCAUGAAGGUGUAUAAAGCCCGACAGUUCAUGAACGUUUGGACCGAACACGAAAAAGAGAUCUUUAAAGACAAAUUUGUCCAGCACCCGAAGAACUUUGGCCUAAUUGCCUCUUAUCUAGAAAGAAAGUGUGUUGCUGACUGUGUCCUAUACUACUACUUAACCAAGAAGAACCACAACUACAAAACGCUGGUGAGACGCAACUACGGUAGACGGAGGGGAAGGAACCAGCAAAUCACACGUCCCUCACAAGAAGAAAAGUCUGAAGAUAAAAACGAAGAAGAGAAAUCUGAAAAGUCAGAGAAAAAAGAAGACGAGGAAAAGAAGGACGAGGAAGAGAAAGAUGAAAAAGAGGACUCAAGGGAUAUUGGCAAGGACAAAGACAAGUGCGACGGUGCGGAGGACGAGGACGGAAAGGAGCAAAACACGCCGCGUGGCAGGAAGACUGCCAACAGCCAGGGCCGACGUAAGGGAAGGAUCACCACACGCUCCAUGGCCAAUGAGGCUGCCACUGUGGCGGCGGAGGAAGCUCCUCCCCCUGCUUCGGAGGCUGCCGUGCCAGAUCCUCCACAGCUCCCUAAAUCUGAUGCAGCUCAAAAGUCCAUGAAGGAACCUACGAAGCCGCCGACUCCAGUAGCUUCACUGGAUGCUAAAGCUGGUGCUGGUGAAACUGGAGAAACUUCUCGCUGGACCGAGGAGGAGAUGGAAGUCGCCAAAAAGGGUUUAGUUGAACACGGGCGAAACUGGACAGCCAUUGCCAAAAUGGUGGGCACCAAAAGCGAGGCGCAGUGCAAAAACUUUUAUUUCAAUUACAAACGACGACACAAUUUGGACAACCUGCUGCAACAGCAUAAGCAGGACACACGGCGGGCUCGUGCCAAUAGGUCUCAAGGUGAAGGUCUAACCACAGCUUCGCCUGACGACGAUGACGACAACGCAGAUGACAGUGAAGGCGGUGUCAAUAGCUCCGACACAGAGAGUGCUCCCUCCCCAUCUCAAACUGACACAACCAAGUCCGGUGACUCCAAAAGAGCAGACAACUUUGCAGAUGCACCUCAGAAUGCUGAUCGGGAUGUGGUUCCAACAAACUCAAAAACCUCCGUACCUUCAUUCGGGGAACUGCGUGUCAAGGAAGAGAAAAGCCCAGAGGGUGGGACUUCUUCUCAUGAAGAAAAGAGCAGAGUGGCCUCUUACUCAGGUGUGGUCAAUCCAAAACCUGAACCUCAAGAUGUGGACAUGAAGUCUGGAGAGGUUCAGGUUAAAAUGGAGCCUGAGAUCAAGGAGAAAGGAGACAAAGGAGAACAUAGCGAAAGGCCCAAGGAGCUCCACUCAGAUAAUGAUUCCAGCGCCACCUGCAGUGCUGAUGAAGAUGUGGACGCAGAGCCCGAAAGACAGAGAAUACUUUCUAUGGAGAAGCCGUCUUUGCUCAACCCUACAGGCACAGUACUGGUGUCUUCACCAAAACAAACAUCAAACAAUAUCCAACAGAUGCAUCAGCGAGCAGCUGCCAUCCCCCCAAUGGUACCUGGCCCUUAUGGCCCAAGUCCCGUGCCCAUUAGUGGUUUUGCCAUGUUGCAGCACCAGAUCAAAGCAGUGCAUGCGUCAGCACACCAGGAGGAGAAGCAGAGGCAAGACCAGGGAGACCUAGAACGCAGACCCCCCUUCAACACCCGCAGCCCAAGUCUGGUUGACAGAGAUGGUAAGCCCCUCCCCUACAUGCCCUAUGACAUGAAGUUGGCUCUGGACCAGGAGGCCCUCCCUGGCCGGCCAGGCUCUCCUUACAGACUCUCCCCCAGGGAUCUAAGCAAGUCCUCACCCCAGCCUGACCCCAACCUCCCCAAUGCUUUCCGCUACAGUGUGCCGCCAGUCCUCCACCCGGCCCCCAACCAGCUGAUCCAGAGUCUGCCAGAUGGAACCCGCAUGGCUUUCAGCAGACCCAGUCGACCUCCUAACAUUCCCUCUCCUCCUCCUCUCAUUCCAACCACCAAACCCACUGAUAAGCCAUCCUUCAUUCAUGGAGGCUCAAUAUCUCAGGGAACCCCAGGCACAUACCUACCCUCGCACGCUGUUUAUGGGCCUGAUGGGAGUAAGAACACUGUAGGCUCCAUCUCUUUGGGCUUGCCUCGGCACCAAGAUCACAACAAAUCUACUCCACCAAUACACGACAGUAGAGGAAAUCUGGCAAAGAUGGGGGAGAAUCUGGCUUUUAGAGGAUCAAUCACUCAGGGCACACCAGCCCUUUCCCAAUCAACUGUUGCUGCUGACCUGCUGAAGGGCACCAUCACAAAACUGGCCACAGAAGACUUGAGUAACUCUGACAAGGCACGAGACCAGCUGACUAAAGGUCACGUUAUCUAUGAGGGCAAGAGUGGUCACAUCCUCUCUUAUGAUGCCAUCAAGAACCCAAGGGAAAACACCCGUAGUCCUAGAACUGGCCACGAGUUGAAACGCACUUAUGACAUUAUGGAAGGACCCAUCAGUAGGGGUCACCCUGGUAGGGAAGGAGCACCAUUUGAAGGUUUGAUUAGCCGAGCCUUGCCCAGAGAAGGCCUCCACGGAGAUUCAAAAGACAGACAAAUAAUCACCGGCUCAAUAAUGCAAGGAACACCGAGAACUGCAGCAGAGACAUACGAAGAUGUUUUAAAAUACGGGAAACAGAUUAAACGAGAGAGCCCACCGAUUCGCUCCUUUGAUGGUGGAAUUGGCAAAGGAAAGCCCUACGAGGGAGUUAACACCAUUAAAGAGACUGGGCGUUCAAUUCAUGAGAUCCCUCGACAGGACCAGUCGGGUCAGGACCUCAGAAAGACUCCAGACCUAUCAGACAGGAGGGUCAUCGAAGGCGGCAUGUCCCAGAUCCACUCUCUGAACCAACCCGCAAUCAAGCAUAAUGUGAAGUCCCUCAUCACCAGUCCUAGUAAACUACCCCACAGCCUACCCCAGCUUGAGGCAAUGGAACGAAGCAAGUACGAAGAGAGCAAGGCGGUGCGCCACACCUCGGUUGUGAACUCCACCACUUCUGUGCUGCGCUCGACACACCAGGAAGCUGCAAAAUCUCAGCUAAGCCCAGGCAUGUAUGAGGAUGCCAAUGCACGUAGGACCCCUGUGAACUACAGCUCCAAUUCUGUGACCAGAGGUUCACCCAUGCUGGGGCGUUCAUCUGAUGGAGCGAAAUCUGGUGCACACGAAAGGAAGAAUUCCAUGACACCCACGCAGAGAGAAAGUGUCCCGGCCAAGUCCCCCGUGUCGGGUGGCGACCCCAGGGCUUCUCACAGCCCCUUCGACCCUCACCAUAGGCCGGUUGUUCCUGGGGAAGUGUACCGAGGCCACCUUCCUCCACAUCUUGACCCCAGUCUUGCCUUUCACCGAGUGAUUGAUCCUGCCUUCAUGUUCCCCAGACAGCCAUCGCCUACUGGUUACCACAACACCUACCAGCUAUACACCAUGGAGAACACCAGACAGACCAUCCUGAACGAUUACAUCACUUCUCAGCAGAUGCAAGUCAUCCCCCGACCUGACAUGCCUCGCGGUGUGUCACCACGGGAACAGCCUGUUGCUAUGCCGUACUCAGCUGGAGCUAGAGGGAUAAUUGAUCUAGCGCAGAUGCCUCCAACUAUCCUGUUGCCUCACCCUGGGGGGACAGGUACUCCCACUUUGGAACGUAUCGCCUACCUCCCUGGAGCUCAGCCCCCUUUCACUACUAGGGCUUUCAACCCAACUUCCAUAUCGCCAGGUCACCAAGCCCAUCUUGCUGCCGCAGCUGCUGCAGCUGCGAGUGCAGAGCGUGAGCGAGAACGGGAACGUGACCGGGAGCAACAAGAGAAGGAGAGGGAAAAGGAAAGGGAGCAGCGGGAUCGAGAAAUACGGGACCGGGACAGAGAACGAGCGAAUGAUUACAUCCGAAGUGGCGUUGAGCAACCAGUCCGUCCAGGAAGCCAAGGCUAUCUGCACUCUUCUUCCCCUUCACUCAGGACGCAGGAAGUGGUUGUUCAGCAGCGACCAAGCAUUUUCCAGGGCAAAAGUGUCAUCACUUCUCUUAUGCCUCAUUCAGCAGCAGCAGCAACAUCCACAGCCCAGAGUAACUCUCGCUACAGUACUGCAGCUGAUGCGCUGGCUGCUUUGGUGGAUAUCGCCGCUUCUGCUCCACCUGUGGACAUGGCCAAAGUAAAGGAGAACAAACGGGAUGAGCGAGAUGAGGAAUUAUCUUCAGCUGCUCGUAGAGCAGCCGGUAUCUCGGAGCAGCAGCAGGAGCCAGACAGGCGAGCGGUGCCCUAUGGCGCUAUGUCGCUACCAGGUGGGAAACCCCACCCAGCGUACACCGAGGGUGCUGGCGUGAAAGAUAAGGGACCUCAAACGUCAAAGUCUCGCAUUGAGGAAGAGCUUCGGACCCGUGGAAAAACGACCAUGGUUCUAUCUAAUUUCAUUGACGUCCUCAUCACCCAACAAAUCGCCCCAGAAAAGGAUUCCCGAGAGCGAAGCGCUCAAAGCGCUGACUCCUCAAGUAGUUUGUCAUCAAAUAGAUAUGACAACACUGGUGGAGGAGCCAUUGAAGUGAUAAGUCCUGCAAGUUCCCCAGUACAUUCCCAACAAGAAAAAGUGGACGAAGGGCAACAGAUGGCAGCCGGCAUGCGGGCUUAUGACAUGAGUCGAUACCGACCUUCGACAGAGCCAGCACAGCCCAGUUCCCAGCAGCCCCCAUCAUCCCAGGCCGAAGGUUACUCCCAAAUCCCCAAGACGCACCGGGUCAUGACUUUAGCGGACCAUAUUUCGCAUAUUAUAACCCAGGACUUUGCCCGAAAUCAAGAGCCUCCCACAGUUUCCUCGUCAGCCUCUGCCACAUUCCAAAACACGAUGCCACCCGUGUCUUCAUCAAGUCGAGCAAAGGUGCCCAGCCGCUACAGCCCGGAGAAUCAAAUCCAGGCCCCACAUCACCACCGUCCCCCUAGCAGGGUUUCUCCGGAGAACGCUGCAGACAAACCCAGAUCAAGGCCUGCUAAAUCUCCAGAGAGAGGUGGGAGGCAAAUGGAGAACUAUGAACCCAUCUCACCGCCACAGAGCUACCAAGGCAUGGAAAAACAAGAGACUGGUGGGGCUGUAACACAAAGGCGAGAAGUGGACAACUCCGAGAUCAGGAGUGAGUCACGAUCCCCGGGCAGCGUCAGUUAUCUGCCGUCCUUCUUUACCAAACUAGAGAACACCUCACCCAUGGUGAAAUCUAAAAAGCAAGAGAUCUUUCGUAAGUUGAACUCCACCUCUGGUGUUGGUGAUUCUGAUGUUGGAAAUGCUCAACCAGGGACAGAGAUUUUCAACUUGCCUGCUGUUACCAGCUCCAGCAGCAUUAACCCUCGGAACCACUCCUUCAGUGACCCAGCCAGUAAUCUGGGCCUAGAAGAUAUAAUCCGUAAAGCCUUAAUGGGUAACUUGGGGGACAGACCAGAGGAGCACCAAGGUGCCAUCGGCAACACCGCCGGCACGAACACUGACAUCCGGCAAGAGUCGAACCCGUCACCCAGCAUAGUGAAGCAGAAGCAAGGCAAAGCCAGCAGCCGUAAAUCCAAGUCUCCAAACCUGGGUCAGACCUAUUUAGGAGGUGAUCGUCCCUCUUCAGUGUCAUCUGUUCACUCGGAGGGAGACUAUCACAGACAAGCACAAGCCCAGUCCCAAUGGAGUUGGGAUGAUAGACCCUCAUCAGCAGGCUCCAUGCAGUUCCCUUACAACCCACUGACCAUGCGAAUAAUGAGCAGCACGCCGCCCACCUCCAUAUCCUCCCCUUCUGUACAGAGCCAGCAGCAACAGCCGCCUCCACAGCAGCCGCUUCCUGCUGGAGCUCCAGUGGGCCAGAAGCGUGUGUGGCAGUCUCUGCUGUCGGAGCAAUACGAGGCCCUGUCGGACAGCGAUGACUGA